Molecule: messenger RNA, 1557 nt
Organism: Echinococcus granulosus
Lineage: Eukaryota; Metazoa; Platyhelminthes; Cestoda; Cyclophyllidea; Taeniidae
Exons: 5
Coding region: 1-1557 (518 amino acids)
Molecular function (GO): iron ion binding; monooxygenase activity; oxidoreductase activity, acting on paired donors, with incorporation or reduction of molecular oxygen
Source: RefSeq, a predicted model, not a curated record
AUGGAUGUUGAAGAGCCGUCAUAUCAUGCAUUUUUCUCUGACAAUAAGUCGACAGACAUAGUCUCGAAGAUCGUUUUUAAUAUUAUCCUGUUCGUCAGCAUUGUUGUAUGUAUUUCUUGCCUAAACAGUUUUCGAGUGCGUUCUCGGUCACAGCGAAGUGUGAAAUCGAUUGGCAUCUCUGAUUUUCCAACUCUCUUUCUUCCUGUUUCUAUAGGCAAACUCGGUUCAUUGUCUACCCAAAUCCCCGAUUACACAACAGUAUUAUCACGCCUCGGUUCUCGAGUCGUUGUAGUUAUCUCAAAAUGGGCGCAAAUCGAAGAAUCCCGAGAUGAUUUGAAGCUUAGAAAAUACUUUUCCCAAUGCGACUCUUCUUUCUCGCCGGAAUGGAAGGGAUUAAUCUUUUCCGACCCAUUCACAAUGGAAUACUCAAGGCUAAACGAUUUCUUCGAGUUUGCCUCACAGGCUUUUCCUGCUAGCAUCUUCAUAGGCGCCUCUGAUCGUGGCAUACGGACCUUUUUGAGCACCGCGUCUAAGGAAAUCACUCUCACUUCCGACAAUUUAAACCGGCUCGUUCUUCACAUACUCUUUGAAGCAAUCAUGCAUUCUUCUUGGGGCGAACGAACUCAAUGUGAUACUCUGACUGAACUCAAUGAACUCUCAAACGGCUUUUUCCAUCUACACAUCUUCGGUCAUCUUCCAAGGCGUUUUCACGUUGGCGGAAGCGCGCUAACCCACGCAGUCGACCGGUUGGUUGAGCCUCUCGUUCUGUUUGAGUUGGGUCGAGGCACCAAUAUAAAAUCAGAAACUCUUCUCUCCUAUCUCUUGUGGAUUAAACGCACUCUCAGCCUUUCCCAACCUCUUGAUGACCAGAAGAGUGAGGAUGUGGAGGCGUUUCUUACAAAAAAACAUAUCAAUCACCUCCUGUUUGAAAGCUUUUUCCUCGGACACCACAGUCUCAUACCGUGCCUCCGUACUCUUCUAGCAGCACUAACUGCUCGCCCUGGGUGGGGUCAGCAGCUACUGAGAGAACUCUCCGAACAUCGAAGAAGUUGCCCUUACAGGUGCAGAAAACACACCGCUAAUUUGACGGAGGAAUGCAUCGACCUAGAAACGAGAUGCCUCUCCUUCACAAAGGCACUAUGUCUCGAGUCUCUGCGUUUCACCGUGGUAGGCUGGCCUCUCGGGUGUUUGCGUGAGGCCUUUCGAGAUGGAGAGAGGUUUCUUGCGGACGACCUGGUCCUCCUCAACGAGCCUGCCGUGUUCCACGACCCAACCAUCUGGUUCAAGGAAUACCAGGUGGCCGCCUCCAGGGAACCCUUGCAACAUGCCUUCGCACCGAUGGAGAGACAUGGAAGGCCCGACGCGAAUUACCUCGCCUCCCGUGUGUUGCUUAGCUCGAAAGCAGGUCGAGGAGGAAUUCGAGGAAUUUCCAAAUUUGCCUCUUUUCCUACCGCUAGAUUCCUCGUUAAUGCGUUGUGCCAACCUGUGCCAAAACGAUGUCCGCAGAUAACCAAGACGACACAAUCAUCUUCAACGACAUAUUGCGUAUCUAAAUAA